Platichthys flesus (European flounder) is the source of this 2526-nucleotide messenger RNA. It is a transcript of the gene sult4a1, whose product is annotated as sulfotransferase family 4A, member 1. The coding region runs from base 143 to 1000 and encodes 285 amino acids. The record is from RefSeq and is a predicted model, not a curated record. Lineage: Eukaryota; Metazoa; Chordata; Actinopteri; Pleuronectiformes; Pleuronectidae. Gene Ontology annotation, molecular function: sulfotransferase activity. The transcript is spliced from 7 exons. Gene Ontology annotation, biological process: sulfation. Gene Ontology annotation, cellular component: cytoplasm.
GUGCUGCAUCCAACAAAAGCCUCCUCAACCCGAGGACACUGUUUUUAUUCGGUCUCCUCGUAUUUAAUUUCACUGGAUUAAACGACAACACCCAUCGCCUGCGUGUGCACGCUUUCGUCUUGUACACUGGCGGUUCGUUUGGAUGAUGGCCGAAAGCGAGGGAGAUACGCCGAGCACGCCGAUUGAGUUUGAGAGCAAAUACUUCGAGUUUGAUGGAGUGCGGCUGCCGCCCUUCUGCAGGGGGAAGAUGGAGGAGAUCGCCAAUUUCUCCCUCAGAAGUAGUGACAUAUGGAUCGUCACGUACCCGAAGUCAGGCACCAGUCUGCUUCAAGAGGUUGUGUAUUUAGUAAGCCAGGGAGCAGACCCAGAUGAAAUCGGCCUUAUGAACAUUGAUGAACAGCUGCCGGUCUUAGAGUACCCCCAACCUGGACUGGAUAUCAUACAGGAGCUGACGUCCCCUCGUCUGAUAAAAAGUCACCUUCCCUACCGAUUCCUCCCGACAGCAAUGCAGCAUGGAGAAGCCAAGGUGAUCUACAUGGCUCGCAACCCUAAAGACCUGGUGGUGUCUUACUACCAGUUCCACCGCUCUCUUAGGACCAUGAGCUACCGGGGAACGUUCCAGGAGUUCUGUCGCCGUUUCAUGGAUGACAAGUUGGGAUAUGGUUCCUGGUUUGAACAUGUUCAGGAAUUUUGGGAGCAUCGUAUGAACGCGAAUGUCCUCUUCUUGAAAUAUGAAGAUAUGUACAAGGACCUGGGGACAUUGGUGGAAAGGUUAGCCCGGUUCCUGGGUGUUUCCUAUGACAAAGCUCAGCUGGAGGGCAUGGUGGAGAGCUGCAACCAGCUCCUUGAGCAGUGCGGCUCCAUGGAGGCACUGUCCGUCUGCAGGGGUCGUGUGGGGCUGUGGAAGGAUGUCUUCACAGUGUCUAUGAAUGACAAGUUUGACACGGUGUACAGACAGAACAUGGGCAAGUCAGACCUGACCUUUGACUUCUGUCUCUGAAGAGCGCCUGACGCCACUCUCCUCUUUCCGCCUCCCUCCUUUCAUUGAUCAACUUCAGUACUGUUGGCAGGUGCACACGUCGUUACAUAACCUCCGCUCUUAUAUCUCCUCUCAAUCGGUCAGUCUGAAGUUUGGAUUACAGUACAAGACUUCUCAAAGAAUACAAUCUGCAUCAUCACAAAUCACACUUUUAGGAGCUGACCAUAACAAAUCCACAAUGUACAGGAGUUCAUAUUCCUUUAUCAAGAAUUAAACCAAACCUCCUCCACCCCUACCCCCACAAUAUGUUCCCAUUGUUGUGCAUGUGUAUCCUGACCAGGGUUCGAUGUUGUAGUCUUUGAAGGCCGAUCACAGUUCUUUGAAGCUGAAUAGCAAAUGGUAAUCAGGUUUCAAACCACAAAAUCAUAGUUGUGACUGAAAUACACUGAAAAUCACAUGUUAAUGUGGCUGAGCAGAUGAACCGUUCAGGUAUUGUGUAGUCAAACCAUGUCGAAAAAAAGCAUAAGGGACUGGAAACUAUGUUAUAAACAGCCACAGUCUGCUGUCGUCACGUUGAGACCACAGGGUUGAGACACAGUAACUGUUCAAAUAGAGAUCACCGCUCAUCUCUAAGGUACUAAUGGGGCUGCACUCAUUCACACUGAUAAAUGGGAACAGAAGGUGUUGUGUGAAUUGAAGUUCUGCCGAGUUUUUCUUCUGCUUUCACCAAUCAAUCAAUCAAAAUAGUGGACAUGAUUUUACAAGGUGUUCAGACCGAUGCCGGCUUUGUGAAUUAUUCUUGGUCAGGGCCCAUACCAGAGAUGAUAUGCCUUGGGUGACGCGAUAAGAACAUGUUGCCCCUGACAACACAGCUUCCAGGGCCAGCAUCAGGAAGAGCUGGAGGAUGCAGAAAGGAAAGGGUUCACAUGGGCUAUUACACUUUUUGAAAUUUUGGAGCUACUGCUAAAAUAAGCUGUAUCCCAAUUUUUUUUUAAACAUUAAAAAUGUAUUUAAAGCAUCAUAAUAAUGAUCAUUAGUUAAUAGGGAGAACAGCUCCUUUUAACAAAUGGGAGUGAAAUAUUGACAAAUUCUCGAUAAAUUAUUUUGAAAGCUAUCUGACACUAGCCUGGAUGCCAGACGAACUUAGCACCGCCCACAACAUUUGAGGUCAGGAAGUUCGGUCUGGCAUUGCUCCGUUGGGGAGAAACUAUGCCCGAACAGAAGCUGUUCGGACCAAUCAAAUUGUCAGGGCGGGCUUUAUACGAUGAUGGACAGAUGAUCAACAGUAACGUAAUCAACCACGUCAGCGAAGAGCGCUUGGGUUGAAUUCGUUUUCAACAAACAUGCCUGCCGCUGGAGAGCUGAGAUGUGUAGAUGCUGCCAUUGAGUCUGAUUUAGAAGACAUCGUUUUGGCGUUGAGUCUAUUUUUUGCGCUUGACGCUAACGUAUCGCGCCAGGAAACACACUGAAAAAUGAUCUUAAACGAUAUUGAUGACAUAUUUUAUAUGAAAUAAAUGAUCAAAUAUGCAUCCCAUACUUUGAAUUCC